AUGCGCUUUCAGUCCAUCUCAUUUAGUUCAUAUCUAUCUAUCUAUCUAUCUAUCUAUCUAUCUGACAGGUACAGCUUAAAACAAGAAAUUGAAAAAUUUAAACGAGAAUUAGAGAGAUGUUUAACUCUCUAUAUGUUUAAUUCUAUUUUUCAAUCUACCGCGAUACAAUUAAUUUCAUCUGAAUCUAUCUAUCUAUCUAUCUAUCUAUCUAUCUAUCUAUCUAUCAGGUUUGUCUUCAGUUUCACUUACCUUUUUUUUCUUUAUUGCGAUUUAUCUAUAUCUUUAUCUUUAUUUCUAUAUAUUUCUUUCUUUCUCUUGCCUUUUUUUCUAUUUUUUUUUUCAUUAUAUAUCGAAACGUUUUCCUCAUUUUUAAUACAUUUUUUUUAUUUUUGUCAUGUUUUUAAAAUCAUUCUUUAUUUUAUUCAUAGUUAUUUGGUCUCUAGUUCUUUCUUUCAUUAUUUUUUGCCAUUUCUUUCUAAUUUACAUCUUUCUACUUAUUUCCUUCUUUUUUUCUUCAAUGGAUAUCUUUCUUUCGUUUUGUUUUUCUUAGAUCGGCUUUCCACUCUAUUCUUUCAUUCUCUUUCUUUCAUUCUCUUUCUUUCUUCUUUUUUCUUUCUUUCUUUCUUUCUUUCUUUCUUUUUUCUUUCUUUUUUUUCCACUCAUCUUCAAUUUGUUUUUACAUAUUCCCUCUUUUUUGUUCACUCCCUUUAA
Molecule: messenger RNA, 711 nt
Organism: Acanthosepion pharaonis
Lineage: Eukaryota; Metazoa; Mollusca; Cephalopoda; Sepiida; Sepiidae
Source: the annotation of a GenBank genome assembly